AGAUCCAUCAAACUUGUCAACGUCUUCCUACUCAGAAAUUUGCAAUACAAAAUAUGAAUUGUUUAUAGUGAGUUAUUUUUAUAAUCUGUGAUGAGAAUGUAUGAGAUAUCAGACCAUUUAAUACUACAAGUGUUUUAAAGAAAUAUUCUUUCUUAACUUUCUAUAUAUGCAGACUAUAUAAGAAGAUUUGUAGUACGGAUAUUGCAAUAUAAAGGCCUCGAAAUGGAUUCGUUUUUUAGCUUAUUUGAUCCAAGUAAUGGUAAUGAUUGUCCAAUUGCUGAGGAUUUUACACUUGAUAAUAAUCAAAAUGCAUUACCUCCAGAACCUCAGCUCGGUAAUAUAGAAUAUAAACUGAAAAUUGUUAAUCCAACUAAACAGAGAUUUGAGCAUCUUGUUACUCAGCUCAAAUGGCGUUUACGUGAAGGAAAUGGUGAAGCUAUUUAUGAAAUUGGAGUCGAAGAUAGUGGAAUUUUAACAGGGCUUUCUAAAAGAGACAUGACAGCUAGUUUACAAACCUUAAAACAGAUGGCCACCAAACUUGGAGCCACUACAACAUUACUAAGAGAACGAGUUCUUGAUAAUUCACGAAGCAUUGCUGAAGUGUUAGUCCGAAAAGUGCCUGAUGAUCAAAAUAAUAUUGAGAUUAGGAUAGCUGUACUUGGAAAUGCUGAUGCUGGAAAAAGUACAUUGUUAGGUGUUUUAACCCAAGGCAAUCUUGAUAAUGGACGUGGCAGAGCAAGGCUCAACAUGUUCCGCCACCUGCAUGAAAUCCAAUCAGGCAGGACGUCCUCAAUAUCUCACGAAAUUCUAGGAUUUAAUUCCCAAGGACAACCCAUAAAUUAUAGUUCUAGUGAACUGAUCACAGCUGAAGAAAUUUGCGACAGUUCAACAAAACUUGUCACAUUUUUAGAUUUGGCAGGAUAUAAAAAAUAUAUUAGAACAACAAUUCAAGGAUUGUCGGGGUACUCACCUCAUCAUGCUAUGCUUGUGAUUUCCAGUACAGCUGGUGCUGUUGGAAUGACACAUGAACACCUUGCUAUUGCGGUAGCUUUGAACUUGCCAUUUUUUAUAGUAAUUACCAAAAUUGACCUCGUAAAUCCAUCACACACAUUAGAAAAUCUUGAAUCGUUAUUAAAACAAGUUGGUAGUAGGAGGGUUCCAUUGAUUGUUAAAUCUUUAGAUGAUGUUAUAACAGCAGGAGCAAACCAGCUCACUGAAAAUGUUGUACCUAUAUUUUGUGUCUCUAGUGUUAGUGGAGAUGGUCUAGAGUUGCUUACUAAGUUUUUGUAUGUUCUUCCUCCAGGAGUUAGUUCCAAAGAAAAAGAACGUUUAGAGCAAGAAUCACCAGAAUUUCAUAUAGAUGAAAAUUUUAAAGCUGGUGAACUAGGCCAAAUUUUAGGUGGUUUGCUAUCUAAAGGCGUGAUUACUGAGGGCACACCAAUGAAGAUAGGCCCAAUGAAAGAUGGCUCCUUCCAAGAUAUAUUCGUUAAGUCCAUUCACAGAAAUCGAGUGCCAUGUCGAAUGGUUAGGGCGGGCCAAAGCGCAGCUAUUUGCUUAAACACUUUCAUACCGAAUUUACGAAACGGGAUGGUUUUAGUGGCUCGCGAUCAAAACGCUUACGGCUGCUUAUUUUUCCAAGCGAAUGUUUCUGUUUUAUUUCAUGCCACCGCUAUAUAUCCCGGUUUCCAAACAACGGUUCACAUAGGUAACGUACGACAAACUGCUGUGAUAAUAGGUAUAUGCUCGUCGAAAUGUAUCCAUACAAACGAACGCGAUUCAGUCUUAUUCAAAUUUCAAAAUCACUCUGAAUAUGUUACUGUUGGACAACGAUUAUUAUUUAGGGACGGUGCCGCGAAAGGUAUAGGAGAAAUUACACAAGUAUUUCCCUUGCACUAACUUUGGAUUUUGUGGAUCGAAUAUUUUAGUACAAAUUUUUCUUUGUAGGAAAAAAUACAUAUCCACAAUCCUUAACUUAACGUUUUUGCUUAGUGUCAGUAACUAUGCCAAAAAUUUAUGUGACAUAUUUUCCUUGGUUGACAAAUAGUGAUCAGAAAAGUCGGUUUUAUCAAUGUCUAUUUGACAGUAUAUAAUAUAUGACAUAAUGUACAGGAUCAGUCGACAACAGAGUUAAGCUCAUUUCAUGUGUUUUGAGAAUUACGAUAUACAGGGCGACUUUUCUACGGUGUUCUCUAUAGGUAUCUCAGAAACUACUGGAGAUAGAGAUAGGUUAAAUGGGAAAAAUUGCAGUUUUGUGAGGUCAAAAAUAUGCACCUUUCCUAUUUUUAAAAAAGUUUAUGGCUUACGAAAAAACAAAUGUCGGCUAUUUUAAUGCUCCCUAUUUCCAUUAUAAUCUAUUUUAGACAAAAAGUUUUCAGAUAAAAGUUGUAGAUAAUCACAUGCUUAAUGAGACUGUGUUCCUUUUUUUUAAAUCUGUCAUUUUUGACAUAUGACACAAACAUAGGUUUUUUUUAAUGGGAACCAUAGUUGGUCACGACUUCAUAAGAAGCGUCAUUUUUAAAGAUUUCUAGGUGAUAUAAGCUAUAAUAUAUAUUUUUUUAAAUUACUGAGUUAUCCAAUUCUUAGAGAGAUUUCUUUAAGCAUGUGAUUAUCUACAACUUUGAAAACUUUUUCUCUAAAAUAAAUUAUAAUGGAAUUAGAGUGCAUUUUUAGAAUAGCCAAAAUUUGUUUUUUUUAAUAUCUAGUAAUCCAUAAACUUUUUCAAAUAUCCGAGAGGCGCAUAUGUUUUUCCUCACAAAACUGCAAUUCUUUCCGCAUUUGACCGAAUCUGUAGCCACAGUGGUUUCUGAGAUACCCAUAGAGGACAUCGUAAAAACUCACCCUGUAUAAAUUGUGUAGGACAAACAAAGAAGAAUCUAUGUUGAUAUAAAAAAAUAAAUCUUAUUUUUACAUAAGGAAUCUUCCCACGAGAGAUAGCACAUGUUUUUUGAAACACCCUGUAUAAAGUUAUUUCUUAAUUCUCAAAAAUUUUGAGACAAUGAACUUUAUUCUAUCUUUGACUCACCCUGUAAAUUUUAGAGUGUAACUUUUUUGAUCACCAUAACGUACAAUAUUCAUGGAUUUCAUGGAUUUUCUUCGUUCUGUAGAGUUCUAUAUUUUUUUAUAUAUAUUUAAAGUUUGUUUCUUGUUUCGUUUUGUGAAUUUAUAUGUUUAUUAAAAUAAACGACGAAAAAAAAAAUUCUUUGUGGAUAACUAAUCGUCUCUAAAAAUACUGUGAUUGUACAUUAACUACUAUAUUUUAUUUUUCAGUAUUAAAAAGGUUUUGGAAAUGAAAGUAUCCAUACUAAAAAAAUAUGUUUAAAGAAUUGUAUAUGAAUAGAUAUUUGUUUUUUACCGGUGAUAUGAAAUAUAUAUUUAAUACAAAUAUAUUGAGUUCAAACGCCUGUUUAGUUUAUAACAUUGAUCUCCAAAUAAACAAUAAUUUUGUUU
Messenger RNA from Sitophilus oryzae (rice weevil), 3447 nucleotides. RefSeq names its product GTP-binding protein 2. The coding region runs from base 223 to 1896 and encodes 557 amino acids. The record is from RefSeq and is a predicted model, not a curated record. Lineage: Eukaryota; Metazoa; Arthropoda; Insecta; Coleoptera; Curculionidae. The transcript is spliced from 6 exons. Gene Ontology annotation, molecular function: GTPase activity; translation elongation factor activity; GTP binding. Gene Ontology annotation, biological process: translational elongation.